ACUGAUCAGUGUUUGUAAGCUUUGGUCGACAGCUGUAAACAAACCAUUGAUUGAAUGUUUGAUUUAACGGACAAUUCAUUGCUUUUAUAAUCAUAUGAUUAAUGACUCAAAACAAUAACCCAUUAGAAGUGGCCAAACAUAUUGUCGAUCACUUGUAUGACUUCAGAGACAACUAUUUCAUCGAUUGUGACAACGGAUCCAACACUUCUGAACCAUUGAAUUCAUAUAAAAGUAAACAAAUCGAUGUCAACAAUAAAUUAGAGGAAGCGUUGAAACGUUUGGAUGAGUUGUGUGUCGACAAUGAGUGGACGGCCAGUGAUCGGGCAUUAUAUCAGUUACAGAGGGGAAGGGCUUUCAAUAUAAGCGACAAAUACGUGGAUCAGGCGUUCGAAGCGCUGAGUCGUGCCAUCAAACUAUGGCCACAACUGACUGAGGGGUGGAAUCAGUUGGGGGAGUGGUAUCGCAAAAAGGGGGACAACGAGGCAGCACUCAACUGCUUCGAGAGUGCCUUAAAACACGAGAUCAAUAAGACAUCCCUCAGAAAUGCGUCCAUCAUUUUGAGACAAUUGGGAACCACUGCUCAAGAGAAGAGCUCUAAUCUACUGAAGAGUGUGGAGAGGGCUAAGCAAGCACUGGAGUGCGAUGUCUGUGACGGCAUUUCGUGGUAUAUCUUAGGCAACGCCUACUUAACCCUAUUCUUCAGAUCUCACACUAAAAGAGAUGAAUCGGUUCUGAAGGCGUGUAAAGUGGCGUAUCUGAAGGCAUAUAACCACCCGUUGGCCAGAAAUCAGACCGAUUUCCUCUUCAAUUACGCCACAGUUUGUCAUUACGAACACCACUUCCAAAGAGCUCUCGAUUGUCUGCAAAGAGCUGUAAUACUGGACCCCGAAUGGGAGGAACCGCUCGCCAAACAAAACGCUUUAAUCGCAUAUUUGAAAGAUAUCUGUGAUGUGAUCGACAAGAAAGCGUCGCUUAAAGCCAGAAGAAUAAAACUUCUGAUCGAUAGUCUUAUUAAAGACACUCGACUCAAGAUUUAUGAAAAGCGAAAGUUUGCGCAAAUCAACGACUUGGAGGUCGGCACCAAUGCGUCCACUGACUUGAUCUGCAAAGUGAUCCAUUGUAUUAACAAUAGCUCAGCCAUGGCUAACACAUACUGUCUGAUGGAUGGCAACAAAGAAUGUAUGGCUCUAUUCGUGUACAACCUGUCGGCCCAAAACGGACCCAAAACCGGCGAUUCAAUUGUCAUUCAAAGACCUACUGUUGAAUCACACGAUUUUGACAUCGAAGACAAGAACUAUACAUUGAAAAGCAUUCGCGUCGAUAAUCCACUCAAUCUUAUCAUUAACAACAAAACCAUUUCGAAAGACAAUAUA
Messenger RNA from Oppiella nova, 1373 nucleotides. NCBI's taxonomy places the organism in Eukaryota, Metazoa, Arthropoda, Arachnida, Sarcoptiformes, Oppiidae. The record is from the annotation of a GenBank genome assembly.